AUGGUGGUGUUGAGUCGCGUUGGGUCGCCGACGAUGUCAGCGACUGUCGCCGGCAAUCAGCAACAACAACAUCCCCAUCAGGAAUGGGAUAUCAAUGAUUCUAAUGUUCCAAGGGUCGUGGAAUACGAUCCUUGGUGCGAAUGGGCGGAUGGCCACGUAAGAAGGGUAUAUGGACCGGAUUGCGAAGAAGCAAGAAGGCAUGCAUCUGGUUGGGCUAUGAGAAAUACAAACAAUCACAACGUCAGCAUACUGAAAAAGUCUUGCCUCGGAGUUUUGGUCUGCUCUCAGGAAUGCAUAUUGCCUGGUGGCGGAAGGGUACACCUCCGACCGGCGAUUUGCGACAAGGCUAGAAAAAAGCAACAAGGUAAACCCUGCCCAAACAGACAAUGCACCGGCCGUUUAGAAAUUUUGUCCUGUCGUGGACAUUGCGGUUAUCCUGUUACACAUUUUUGGCGACACACCGAACACGCAAUAUUCUUUCAAGCUAAAGGACAACACGAUCAUCCACGACCAGAAGCAAAAUCCACUUCCGAAGCUAGAAGAAGCGUAGGUGCUGGUAAAAGAGUCAGAGGAUUGGCUGUUUUACUCGCAAGAGAAGCUGCUUUAGGUUCCAAGUUAAUGUCAUUGAGAGGAACAAAAAGAUCGAAUACUGAAUCUACUGAACAACCUCCAAGAACUACAGCACCACCACCAUUGAUCUCAGAUAAAGGAUAUUCCUGUUCAUGUCCACCUUUCGAAUGCAUGUGUGGUAUGCAAACGAACGUUUCAUCGUAUCAGCAACCACAUCAUCAUCAAACUAAUAUAUAUAAUCAACAAACAUCAUCGACUGAGUCAUACUGGUUACCCGAUACAGUACCAAUGCAAGAAAAUACCGUAGGAUAUUGUUUACCAAAUCAAAUACCUCAAGAAGCAUCUUAUCCAGAAUUUCCAUCAUUUACAAGUGAUCUCUUUCAACCUGAAGAAAUUUUUCAAUUGGAUCAACCACUGCGACCAGACUUUCCAGUAAAUUCCCAAGACGUAGCAAGGUCUCCACCCACUUUACUCGACCUUGGAAGUGGCACUAUCAAAUAUGAAGUGAAACAACACAAUCAAGAACAAACUUAUUGGAACCAAUUCUUGAGCGAAGAUUCCAGCAGCAGUCAUCUUAGCAUGCAACAGGAUGAAAGACUUCAAUUUCCUGCUUUUGACACAGACAAAGAUACGGGAUUUGUCUCAAGAAAAACUAUACAUCAAUACGUAUCAGAAAAAGAUCAAAAUCAAGGUCAUUCUCUGGAAGAUGCAUUGAAUUUUCCGGGAUACGAUAGAACGCAAACUCCUAAACCCUUUACAAACGAUCGCAUUAAGAACGAUCAGGAUCAUCAGCCUUAUUGGACUCAACCUCACCAGGAUGAUCGACUUCAUUUCCCUGGUUUCGAUGGACACAAAGAAAACAUUUUAUCGUCCAGGAGGGACGUUGAUUGUUUCAACAAAGACUGUCAUCAAAAUACCAUGAUCGACAGAACGAAUUACGGAACUUAUCAAAGACCCAAAAAUGAUAUGGCAUUAACUGAUCCUGAUCGUUCCGAUCGAAGUCCCAUAUCCGAAAACAGACAUCCUUAUUCCUUCGACGGUUAUCAAAUAUUUGACGACACGAACACGAAAAAUCAUCAACCUAUUGUUAGACAAUCUCAUCCAAGGCCGAAUCACAUGGUUCUUGAGGAAAGAUCUCAAAAUGCUUAUGGAACGCACGAAACAAAUCCUGAAGUGACCGAAAGACUUUUUUCAGAUACCGCAACGAUCGAAUCCUCUGUACAACCUCAAAACAGUCCGGAACCAUUUUUCUAUCCCAAUAACGAUCGUUGUCAUUACACGUGUGAGGUUCUUGAUACUCGAUUACCUCAAAUGACGAUGAACACAGCUCCCGUACAUCAUUCUGGACUUAACGGUUACAGUGACGUCCCUGAUAUCGAUCUCCCACCUUUUGUAGACUAUACAUUAGUUGGAAUGUUGUGCAGUUCUACGGAAGAUAACUCAACAAGUAUGAUGACCGGUUGUCCUCCGAAUUCUCAAACUUUCGUUCCUCAUCAUUAA
Molecule: messenger RNA, 2070 nt
Organism: Polistes dominula (European paper wasp)
Lineage: Eukaryota; Metazoa; Arthropoda; Insecta; Hymenoptera; Vespidae
Biological process (GO): gliogenesis; regulation of transcription by RNA polymerase II
Cellular component (GO): nucleus
Molecular function (GO): DNA-binding transcription activator activity, RNA polymerase II-specific; RNA polymerase II cis-regulatory region sequence-specific DNA binding
Source: RefSeq, a predicted model, not a curated record